CGGCCGGCAAAUUUUGUAAACAAGUUGAAGGCGAAAAAUGUGGACAAAAAGCAUGGCUCUUUCGGCUGGAUUGCGACCAAGUUUUCUUAGACAUUUUCUUAGGAGAAGAAAUUACUCUUCAAAACCAGAGCAUGCGCCUUGUUAUAGCGUUUGUGAUAUCUUUCGUGGAAAUAAAAAUGGAAAUGUCACUGUCAAGGGCUGGAUAAAAUCCGUAAGAAAAAUGAAAGGCGCCGUUUUUAUUGACAUCAACGAUGGUUCCGGACCAGAAAGGCUGCAAAUUGUGAUUCCAAAAGAGAUGAUGACCAGUAACAUGGGGUUUGGAGCUUCCCUAGAGGCAUGUGGCCGCCUUGCUGUGAACCCAAACAACCAAAAGGAGCUAAAAGCAGACAAAAUCAAAGUACUCGGCUCCUGCGACGCAACGACAGACUAUCCUUUCGCUGCCAGAAAGUCUUAUCCAGAUGAUUACAUCAGACAGUUCUUGCAUUAUAGGCCUCGACACUCGCCCUUUGCCAGUGUGCUGAGACUACGAGAUGCUGCCAUGCGGAGCUUGCACUACAUCCUGGGGGAAAUGGACUAUAUUUGCGUGAGCACGCCUAUUUUGACUUCAAAUGACUGCGAAGGUGCCGGAGAAGUCUUCACCGUGCAGCCCCACAACAAAGAGUGCCUUGACGCGAUAAGGAAGCACGGGAUGACGCUCGAAGAGGCUUACUUCAACUGCGAAGCCUUCCUCACGGUUUCUGGACAGCUCCAGCUUGAGGCAGCGGCCAGGGGCCUUGGCAAGGUUUACACAUUUGGCCCAGUGUUCAGGGCGGAAAAUUCUAAAUCAAGGCUCCACCUCUCCGAAUUCUACAUGCUGGAGGCCGAGACUGCAUUUAGUGAUGAUAUCGAAGAGCCAAUGGACUUAACCGAGCAGCUUGUGAAGGGCACAGCGCAAAAACUUCUAGACUCGUGCAAGAACGAUCUCGAGUACCUGGGAAAAAUUAGCAACUGCAAUUUGAUAGAGCGUCUGGAUAAAAUAGCAAACGGCCCAGCUUUCCCUAGAAUGCAGUAUGACGAGGCAGCAGAAAUACUGAAGCAGCACGAGAGUCAAUUCGAAGUUAAGGUGGUCAUUGGAGAAAAUUUUAAAAAGGAGCAUGAAUUGUUCCUCAGCAAUCGCAGCCUUCAGGAAACGGGCCAGAGUUUGAUAUUCAUAACUCAUUGGCCUGCGCACACAAAAGCAUUUUACAUGAAGCGAAAUGAUUCUAGUCAGGCUUUGGCGUUCGACCUCUUAGGCCCGAUCUGUGGAGAACUGUGUGGCGGAAGUGUUCGAGAGCCAGAUAUGAAGGUCAUUGAGGAAAGGCUAUUGCAGUGUGGGGACAAAAAUGCUAUGAAGCACAUGGAGUGGUAUCUGGAAAUUAGAAAACACGGGAAUGUGCCUACCUCAGGCUUUGGUAUUGGCUUUGAGAGGCUGUUACAGAGUAUGUUGGGAGUUUUGAACAUAAAAGACGUUAUUCCAUUUCCACGAGGCCCUCAUCAAUUAAAAAUGUAGAGGUAAUUUGAACCAAUUAAAAACAGUGAAAGUC
Molecule: messenger RNA, 1562 nt
Organism: Cloeon dipterum
Lineage: Eukaryota; Metazoa; Arthropoda; Insecta; Ephemeroptera; Baetidae
Gene: AsnRS-m
Product: asparagine--tRNA ligase, mitochondrial
Exons: 7
Coding region: 38-1528 (496 amino acids)
Biological process (GO): asparaginyl-tRNA aminoacylation
Cellular component (GO): mitochondrion
Molecular function (GO): nucleic acid binding; asparagine-tRNA ligase activity; ATP binding
Source: RefSeq, a predicted model, not a curated record